Molecule: messenger RNA, 2969 nt
Organism: Sorghum bicolor (sorghum)
Lineage: Eukaryota; Viridiplantae; Streptophyta; Magnoliopsida; Poales; Poaceae
Product: ubiquitin carboxyl-terminal hydrolase 20
Exons: 15
Coding region: 287-2524 (745 amino acids)
Biological process (GO): protein deubiquitination
Cellular component (GO): nucleus; cytosol
Molecular function (GO): cysteine-type endopeptidase activity; cysteine-type deubiquitinase activity
Source: RefSeq, a predicted model, not a curated record
AUCACUCACCAUUUUUAACCAAAACGCGCCGCGCCCGCCUCCGUUUCAAACCCGAAAUUUUCCGUCGUCCCCAAAAAAUUUCCCUCGCCUUCUGCCUCCGCCCAACCAACAAAUCGCCUUCCAUUUUGCUUCUCUGCUGCCUCGACUAGCCUCGCCAAUCCCCCCCAACCAAACCAACCUUCCUCUCUCCCGGAAUCCCUGGAGGCCAGGACUCCCCGCCCGCACCAACCGGCCGGCCACCUACUCCGUGGGCGCGAAACCCUACUCGGCGCCCGCCUCCCUCUCCAUGGCGGAGCAGGACGGCGCCGCGGGGCAGAGCCCGCCCGACUCCGUUCCGGGUGGUGCUGCUGAAAAUGGGGAUCAGAAUACUAAGCAGCAUCAGCCAUUUUUCUCGAUGUGCCAGCCACUUCGCACUGUUAGCUACUCGAAUUCGUGGGAUGGGGUUUGUGCUCCUGCUGCUAAUGAAAAUAACCACACUAGUGGCUUGAACUCAAUGGCGGAUGAACACACCAUAACUGCAUCUACUCCCCUUGGAAGCAAGCAACCUCAAUCUGAGGGCAUAUCUGGUACAUCGUACAGGGAAGACAAUUCAUGUUCACCACAUUCAAUUAAUAAGGAAGUCAGUUUGGUGCAAGAUGUCAUGGAAAUGGAACAAUCAAUGGAUGGAGUUGAUGUGCCACAUGGAGGAACAAGUGAGCAGCCAGAGCCCCUUGCCACAGAGCAGCCUGAUUCAUUUGAUGAAAUAGACAUAUGGGGUGCCCAAGAUAAUCAGCAAGUGUUGCCCCUUAACAGCAAGCAAUGGAACUCUAAUAUUGGUGAAACUUGUGAUGCUGAAGAUAUGCAUAUUCCUUUGUCCGUUUCUUAUAGAAGGCAACCUAAAUCUGUGGGAGCUGGUCUUAGCAAUAUGGGGAACACAUGCUUCCUAAAUGCAACUCUUCAGUGUAUCACUCACACUGUACCGCUUUUUCGCAAGCUUCACUCAACUGAUCAUUUCACUCCAUGCUCAUAUAAUAAGGAUGGGUUCUGUUCUUUCUGUGCCCUUAAAGAACAUGCUGAUGAAUCAAUUCGAAGGUCUGGAUCUGUUAUAGCGCCAACAAAGUUCAGAGAUAGUUUAAGAAAGUUAUCUUCGGAUUUUAGACCAGGACAGCAAGAAGAUGCACACGAAUUCCUACGUUGCUUGCUUGAUAACUUGCAUAAGUGUACUCUUGAUCCCAAGUCAAAGGGCAAGGACUCAUCCUUUGACGAAGAAAGUAUAGUUAAGGAGAUUUUUGGAGGACAACUAAGAAGCCAUUUAUCUUGCUGCGAGUGUGGUCACAGCUCAGAGACAUUUGAGCCCUUCCUGGAUCUAAGCUUGGAGAUUGAUCAGGUCGAUCACCUGGUAGAUGCUUUGCAAUCUUUUACCAAGGUAGAGCAUAUUGGGGACUCUGAAAACAAGCUCACUUGUGAAAGUUGCAAUGCUCAAGUUUGUAAGAACAAGCAGCUUACACUUCAUAGAGCACCGGAUGUUAUUGCAUUUCAUCUCAAGCGUUUUACAACCCUUGACAAUUCCGUUGAGAAGAUUGACAAACAUGUGGUGUACCCUCUGGAGGUUGAUUUGAAGCCGUUCUACAGCAACCCAGAUGCUGCGGGGGAGCUGAAAUAUGAUCUUUAUGGUGUUGUUGAGCAUUCUGGAUUACCCAACUAUGGCCAUUAUGUCUGUGCCAUUCGUUCUUCACCAAGCACAUGGUACUUGAUGAAUGACUCAAAUGUUGAUUCUAUUACUGAUUCAAGUGCACUAAACCAAGAAGCAUAUAUUCUAUUCUAUGUUAGGCAGGGCAAAUUUCCAUGGUUCUCGAGUUUGUUAGAAGGCAAGGAUGCCCUACAAGUUGAGAAUACCCGUGGCACAUCUCCUGUGUCAGUUUUGGAAAAUAUAGAUGCAAACUGUUCAAAUUCUUCUGGAGGAGGCAGUAGCAGUAGUUCUGGUGACAAGUUGGAGAAAAAUGAAGCCAGCCAAUUAGAGGAGACAGAGAAAGAUGAAAUGAGUCGGUACAAAACACCAUUCCUUCCUGAGAAACCAUCUAAGAGAAGUCCACUUGGUGCUUCCAACAGCAAUAAUAAAAUAGAUGAAAAUAAGCCAUCCAGGGCUUCUCUCCAAAAUGAUGCGGCUAGAUGUCUCCGCAGUCUAGAAACUACCAAUCUGGAUAAGCCCUCUACUCCACGGUGCUCCAAACGACUGGCACUGUCCUCUGAUAAUGAGUCUAGCGUGUUUGAGUUUGAGGACUUUGAUGAGGAAGUGGAGACUUUACAUCCAAACAUGAAAUUGCAACCGAAGGUGAAGAAAGCUAAGGCUGCAUCUGCAUCUAAAGCUGUGAAGGGUCCGUGUAUUGAUCAGAAUGCAUUACAUUUGAUGAGGGGCAUGACAUCCACACGAAGAAAAGAUCUAAUGGAGUGCAUAAAACAGCAAAAUGCAAAGCACGAGUCUCGCAGAUGCCCUGCAAGUGACCCUCUGGACAAAAAGAAAAGAAAGGUGGUUCUUCAGUACUAGGUAUUACUAAGUUGGAUGCCAAAAUCUUGUACUACUGUAUAUCCUUUCUUUUUUCUUUUGCUACUCUUUCUCUGUAUAUCUUGGUUUAGCAUCCCUGCGGUCAUCAGCUGCCCCCUAAUCUAAUUUUGCUGUCAUAGUCUUCAUGGCUGGCUAGAUUGGUUGCCGCCUUGCAGGGUAUAUGAGAGUUUCAGAGUUAUUAGUUAAUCAAUCUUUUAAUAUUUCUGCAUCCUGAUGUUUUGUCACAUGCCUAUGUGGCUAUGUUAUGUGAUUGGCACCUGUAACAACUGCCCGUUUUGUGUAGUAGGUAGCACUACUAGGACAGGACAGAGCUUAUCCUGUAUCAUAGCUAGUGAAAAAUAUCAGUGCUGUAACAAAACAGACAAUUUUCUUAUAUGGAAUUUCUCAGGAAAAACAGUGUUUAGAAAAGAUUCCUGCAUUCCAAACA